GCCAUGUGCGCACCCAUACAGGCGAGCGUCCCUAUCAGUGCCACCUGUGCCCAGAAGCAUUCACUCAUAAUCAAAGCCUGACACGUCAUGUGCGCAACCACACUGGAGAGCGUUCCUUUCCCUGCGUUCACUGUGAUGCAUCCUUUUCGCGGAAGGACCACCUCAUGCGCCACAUGUCCUCUCACUCGGUGGAGAAGCCCUAAAGAUUCCUUGCGAUUGGCAUCCCGUGAGCAGUACCUUUCACUCGUGUCUGUAUGUAGCCGGCUGCAUUGCUGCCGUCAGUGCACUUACAAGACUAAGCACAAGAAGCACAUGACCCAACACCUGCGCAUGCACACAGGCGAGCAUCCCUUCAAAUGCCACCUGUGCCCAGAAGCAUUUACUCAGAAGAACAGCCUGACACGCCAUCGUGUGCGCACCCACCUGGCAGAGCACCCCUACAAGUGCCACGUGUGCUCGGAUGCAUUCAUUCAGCGCAGCUGCCUGACACGCCAUCUGCGCACCCAUACAGGCGAGCACCCCUACCAGUGUCACCUGUGCCCAGAAACGUUCACUCAGACCAGCAACCUGACACGCCAUUUGCGUACCCACACUGGAGAGCGUUCCUUUUCCUGUGAACACUGCGGUGCAUCCUUUUCGAGGAAAGACCACCUCACCAACCACAUGUUCUGUCAUGCAGGGAAGAAGACUGGAGGCCUUGACCUGACGACGCUGCAGCCACGCUACUUCCUGAAUGCUCUCAUGCAGGCCGCUGCACUGACCAACCCAUCUAAGCUGAAACUUUGGAUUCACCCCGUCAAUAACGCUUGCAUAGUGUCUCAAGCUCAUACAUCUCCAUCAAAUCAAGAUGAUGCUCUCAAGCUCAUACAUCUCCAGUACAUCAUCUGCGACCGACUUGAGUAUGCCAUGGCGGCAUAUGUUGCACCUCCUGAUGGCUCAGUUCGGACCCGGGAAUGCAAGCACCACCACCUCCAUAGGACGACCAAGCCCACUUCCGAAGGCGAAGCACGAUCCCAGCGACGAGUAGACAACCACUUACCAUGUAGUGCAGGAUCCGAAUGCCCAGAACCAUCUGCCAGCCAACAAACAGGGCGCUCCAAGAGCUCGGACCAACCGACAUGGGCUGACAAGCUGAAGACGCCCAACGUGACCAUAAAACUGGCAAGCAACACCCCGCUUACCUCGGACCUCCGUGACCAGGAGCUUCGGGCUCUCCAUGUGGAGGUACCAAAAGAUGACUCGACCGACGACGCUUGCAAGACGGAUCAUGUGUGCCAGAAUAACACUAUUAAGAAAGCCGGUGGAAUGUAUACUACAUUGACUUCCUGUACUCCUUCUGGGUUUGCAGAUUCUUCGCGAUUGGCAUCCCGCGAGCGGUACCUUUCACUCGUGUCCGUAUGUAGCCGGCUGCAUUGCUGCCGGCAAUGCACUUACAAGACUAAGCACAAGAAGCACAUGACCCAACACCUGCGCGUUCACACAGGCGAGCGCCCCUUCAAGUGUAACCUCUGCCCAGAAGCAUUCACUCAGUUGGGGCACCUGAAAGAGCAUGUACGCACCCACGUGGGAGAGCGCCCCUACAAGUGCCACAUAUGUUCGGAAGCAUUCAUUCAACGUAACUGCCUGACACGCCAUCUGCGCACCCAUACCGGCGAGCGCCCCUACCAGUGUCACCUGUGUCCAGAAACAUUCACCCAGACUAGCAUCCUGACGCGCCAUUUGCGCACCCACACUGGAGAGCGUGCCUUUCCCUGUGUCCACUGUGGUGCGUCCUUUUCGCGGAAAGACUACUUCUUGCGCCACAUGUCCUGUCACUCGGAGGAGAAGUCCUAAAGGUCAGGGGCUUCGAGUUUUGUUGUAGAUACACCAAUUGAUCACAUCUUUUUUUACGGCAGAAAAUGAUUUAUAAGUUGCAUUGAGAAAUUUACGGCUCUAUCAAACGUAGAGCUUUUCUUGCAAUAGUACCCACAGGGAAGCUGACGAUGCCAUAUAUGAGAAUUUCUUAUAAAGUGCCUUCGUGUCACCUUACCUACCCUAGCUUAUUGAAAUAUUAUCUUGAUUGUGGAUUGGCCUAAAAUACGUUUGUGACUGUGUAAAUUAGUUUCAUGAAAUUACUCGUAAGAUAAGAAUUGAGCAAGGAAAAGAAAAACAGAGAAUUGAGAAAGGCCACAAUAAUAUAUGCCAAAUUUCUUGUCUUUUUCACAAAUCUAACAACACUGUGUUGGUGGAGUUCACAUUUGACAUAAUUGUGUUUCCUAGUUCAAGUACUUACGUUUUAUUAACGCCUAUUACCUAUUAGUACUAUUAUGCCUAUUACAUACUAAGGUAGUACUAAUAGGUGUACUAGUAUGCCUAUUAGUACUACCUGACUACAACGGUGCACAUUGUUUGAAUACAAACUAAAUUAUUGUGCCAGCUGAUAUGUUCUCAAGCUGUUCACAAGCUGAAAUGCAUACCCAAGCAGAGUUUGUUCUCAAGCUUUAAAUGUCCAUUGUCAUAAUUGUGGUUGAGCAUUCGCAAACCCCCAUAACACUGGUUGGCACGCAAACGCCAAGGCAACGACAUGAGAAAGUGAGCACUGCAAUUUCUGAGAACCCAUCGGUGAUGUUUAGUGAUGUCGUGUCUGCAAACGGAGUAAAGCUGGUAUGCUGUAUUGAAAUGGUGUAGUGGGUAUUGCUUCUGGCCGAGAACAGCUGUCGAGAUAUCCAGGCAUACAGAUUGUUUAGUAAGUUGUGCACACGCACUAGUUUUGCAUGUCUUGCAUGAAUUGAUGACAAUAUGAUAUUUCCCACAGGUUUACUCGAUGUUACCUAUAGGUCUUCGUGAUGUAACAUAUAACAGCUAUUGGGCCUGAACUGCUAAUUACAGAGUGCUGAGAGAUUAACACUGCAAUGUGCCUCUCCUUUAUUAAUUUGAAAGUAAAUUACAAACGUUUCAUAUUCUACAUUAUAUAGCAUAGAACCCCAUAAGGGAAAUAAAUUUAACAAAAGCUCCUAGAGCCAAUUUCAUUCAUUUACUGUGAACUUCAGCUAAAUUUAUGUGCUGGCUAGCUCCAUGGCUAUAUAACAUACCGUGCUUAUUUACGUAUCACUCAGACCUACUUAGACAAUAGAAAAUUCCAUCAGGACCCAUCUCGCAGUGAAUGUCGACACUUAUGUGAUUAGCAUUUAGGUUGUAUAGCGAUCAACAGUAUUUCCACUGCCAUAAUGCGUCAUAUUGGAGACUUAAAUGCGGCCAGGCUCUCUUCUCACGCAUACCUCUAUGUACACUGCACAUUCUAGCAGAGCCACCGCGAUGUUUAUGCAUGACACGUGUCUCGAUAUAUAUAUUGAUGCGUGCCCUGUGUAGAUAUGUAGAUGACAAUGAAGACGUGUGCUUUAAUGGACUCCGUGUAGUGGAAUUGGGAAAAUGCAGAGACGAAGCAGGCAUUCUUGUUCUGGUUGUUUUUCAAGAGGCUGUUCCACUGUCUUGCACAACGUGUCUACUGUUUGCAUUGAACCACAACACUGGUGGAGGUGCUGAGUACACAACCCUGCCUGAUGCUCUGAACUCCUCUUGGGAGCCGUUCAUCCAGCCCGUCUCUAAUUACAACUCCUGUGCAUUGCUUUAGUCGGCAGUUGUUAGGCCUUGCUCCCGAGUUCCACCCCCGACAGGAACGUUCGUCCGGUUGCUGUCUAUUUCUGCCUAUGGCGACCGCCAGUCCGCCACAGGUUUGACGAGUUCCCCAAGACAGCUCUACUCACAACCCAUCCCAGGUAACCCUCCUGUAACCACUGGUUCCCAAUCGCUUUCAGGAUGGUGCACAUGGCGACAUUGAAGACUGGCUUGACCUGUACAAAGGCGUUGCCAACGUCAAGGGGUGGACUGCUCAACAAAAGCUCUCCCACAUGUAUUUCGCCCUUGAUGGUAGUGCUCGCACGUGGCUUGAAAACCGUGAGACCAACUCACGGUGAGCUGACUUUGGAAUGUUUUCCAACGUCAGCUCAUUGAAGCAUUUGCGAGUGUCGAUCGACGGGACAGUGCCUAGCAUCUAAUUGGGUUGUGCAUCCUUACACUGAACGAAACCAUAGCAAUGUUUGCAGAGGAAAUGACCCUCCUGUGUUGUAGAGCUGACCCUGACGUGUCUGAGGAAAAGAAGUUCUGAUACCUUAUUGGUGGCAUCAAAGAAUAACUAUUUGCCGGACUUGCGCGCAAUCCACCGAGUACGUGACUGAUUUCAUACAGGAACCCACUGGUAUUGAAUGUGCACUCCAUCUAAGAUGCAGGCUGUACAAUCGCUUGCCCACCAGCGCUCCUAUCAACGCUGCCACAACGUCCGUUAACAGUCACAACUCCCUCCGCGACCUAAUUCGGGAGAUUCCUCACAAAGAACUUCAGAAGCUCUGGACACCGAUAGUGGGCAAACCCGUGGUGUCAGUUACUGAAGUCGUCCGUAAUGAAAUUAGGCAAGCGUUCUUGGCAGGCGAUCCUAGUCAUGAGCAGCAUCCCAUAAGUUACCCUGACGCUCUGCGACGUCAAGCUGCUGUUACGCCCGUUCGGUCGCACUAUUAGCCGCCGGGAGCCUCACCUUAGUCAUCACCACCAGAGGAAACUUUAAGACAUCCGCCAGUUGUGUCGAUCCCGUCCUAUCGUCAGCCUCUGUCAGCUGCAUUCUGGUCACCCCCACAAGACAAGGCUUUGAGGGUUCUGCAAAUUCAAAAAACAGACGUAUGGCACACUGUCAAUAGGCACCCCUUCUGUUAUAACCGCGGAGGCAUCGGACAUAUUGCCUGCUUUUGCUGGUACCACAAUGCCUCAUUUUGCCCUCGUCAAUUCUGGUCUGACCGUCACGCACCUGUGAUGACUACAGGAUAUACCGCGAUGACACUGCAUUUCAAAGUUCUCUGGUAAUGCAUACUCUGAACGAUGACUCUUCCUAAUCAUCAGACUGAUUUCAGCUUGUGGUCACGCUCUUGCCACUCACCUUAAGCCACUCACCUUAAGAAACUAAAAACGCCCUGGAUGGGACCCCAGAUAAGGAUUGCAGGCGGCUAACUCUUCAUGCCUGCUGGAAGCUGUACUGAGAAAAUCACCAUUGGAGAUUCUUCCUUCAUGGAUACUUUCAUCGUUCUUCCAACAUAAUGCAAAGAUUUAAUCAUGGGCAUGGAUUUUCUACGGGAAUAUGGUGCCAUAAUCAACAUCCCAGAUCGUUCAGUUAUGUUUCAUACGAGUCCUGAUUUAAUUCCCUGCUUAUUGCCGCAACACAACUCCUUUUGUUUAAUCAAAAACGGGGUGAUCGUCCCACCUUGGUCAUGUAUCCUUGUUUCGGUGGUAUGUGAAGUACGGUUCCAUUGUGAAGAAGUGGCAGACCAAGUAACCCCAUUGUUAUUGGUAUGUCUCUUGCAUGAGGCAUCAUAAAUAUUACCGAUGGGCGCAUGAACUUUUGGUAACCAAUUUUAGCACAGAGCGACGGCAUCUAUCAAGGGGCAUGGCUGUGGCCUAUUUGGCAACAUUGCUAAUGUUCGUGGCUGCUUUUCAGUACUCAAGGAAGUGUCUGCAUAAGACCCAGCACCUGUGCUUGACGUAAACACUACUUUACUGGAACACAAGUGAAAACGGCUUUUGGAACAACUUGCAUUUGGAACAAGCAGCGGGAAUGCCACGUCCACGUGAUGUUGUGGGAUGCGCAAACGGUCCGCGGAACUUGGCCAAGGGCAGUUGCAGCAGCGAAUCCAAUGUUACUUAUCACUGUGUGCCAACGAGUGAAGCUCUCCAUUCGAAGUGGUUAAGUGCUGUGCCUUUGCCACAGCGCGUUGGCAGAGAGCCGAAAAAUCGCGUAGUUUGCUCGCUGCACUUUCGUCCAGAGGAUCACGAGUUCAGUGCCGACUUACUGAAGUCGUGUGGAGUGCCUUUCAAAGCAAUGCUUUCCCGUAGCGCUGUUCCGUCGGUCUUGCCUGCAUUCUCCGAAGCUCAAGAACAACUGCAGGUCGAAGAUGGGGCAAUGAGUGCGGCAUUUGGUUUUCAUGAAGGAAAAGCUACAAAUGUGCGAAUAUGCACAGCCAUGACAGACAGUUGCCGUCGUAGUAGUACGCAACGACGCCGGCAGCGUGAGCCCUCAACAUCACUGCUUAUAUCGUUGAAGUCAAGCCCAGCAUCGCGAGCCAAUGUGUCAUUGUCAGGGCCGUCAUUGCAACGAGCAUCACAGUUGACGUCAUAAAAUAAAGAACCAGCUUAUCAUCGCGCACUUUAUCAUCGCCACCAUGUAAUUCUGCUUUUGUGCUGCUGUCUUGGCUCUGUUUCUGGCCGCGCGUUUGCAUUUUGCGCAGAAAAGUCGUAGCGCCGUCUGCGGGUGCCGUUUUACUCACUGACGACACAACGUCACUAUGAGACCAUGACGUCACCACUCCUCGAUCAGAGGGCGGGUGAUUUGGACUGAGCUAGAGGUACGCGGACGCUUCAGAACGCAUUUGCUCUUAAAGUAAGUGUCUUCUUCGCAUGAAACAAGCAUUUCGAGGUUUCUGGGAUCGUAUCUCAAUAGUCCAGGUUGACAAUAUUAACCUUUAGUGUCCUUUUAAAGUGCAAGAGCAAAUGAUCACUGAGACCAUGGAGGUAAGUUAUAGGAGAUAUGAAUUCUGGGUGUGGAGAAAAAUUUAAGUCCAAUGUAUUCGAUGAUUCAGGCGUAGUCCUUGUUAGUUCUCUCACAAGCUGCAUGAAAUGGAAGCAAUGGGACAUGUCUGAGAAAUGAUUAUCGAAGGCUAAAUCAGAGGGCAAGAAGAAAGAUGUGUAUCCGCUUCCCUGCUUAGACAAUUUACUCGAUAGGCUUUGAAAUGCGCAUUACUUCUCUUCCAUGGACUUAACAAGCUAUUAUUGGCAAAUUGAAGUAAACCCGAGAGACAGUAAGAAGACCGCCUUUAUCACACCAGUUGGACUAUACAAAUUUAAGGUGUUGCCUUUUGGCUUGUGCUCUGCACCUGCUACUUUCCAACAGCGUAUGGAUACCGUGCUUUCAGGGCUGAAGUAGAAAAUCUGCUUAGUCUAUCUAGACAAUGUCAUAGUGUUUUCCGCAACGCUUGAAGAGCACCUUGACUGGUUUAAAGGGCUUCUGCAGUCAAUACUGUCCGCCGGCCUCUCCUUAAAGCCGGAGAAAUGUCACUUUUGCUUUGUGGAGCUAGUUUCUUGGCCACAUCAUCAGUCGCGCGGGUGUCUGCCCGCAUACUAACAAAAUUGCCUCUGUCACACAGUUCCCUGUACCCUCAGAUAAAAAGCUGUCAGGCGCUUUCUGGGCCUCUGCGCAUGUUAUCGGUGCUUUAUUGCAGACUUUGCUCACAUUUUAUCGCUGUUAACUCGCCUCGCGAGGGAUGACGUUGCUUUUGUAUGGGUGAUGAACAGCAAGCUGCAUUUACCAAUUUGCGGAACUGUUUAUAAACGCCCCCUGUGCUUGCCCACUUUGGCGAGACAGCUCCUGCAAUGCUUCACAUUGAUGCUAGCAAUGUUGGUCUUGGAGCCGUGCUUGUGCAAUAUGAGGGGGACUCAGAAAAAGUGAUCAUGACCCCGAGCUGCUUGGCCUGAUUAAUUUCUUGAACAGACGAACUCAGACCAAACAUAAGGCUUUUGCAAGAGUAUUGUUAUUGUUUUGCUUAAGGAACAAGGUUCAGUACAAGGUGAACUUCUCUUCGAGCCGAUCCAAGUAUUUGAUUGUCGUUCCUGCUGCUCUUUGUUGUGAAGUACUGGAAGCAUGUCACAACGAGAUCACUUCUGGGCAUCUAGGAUACAUGCGAACGCUGAACGGAGUGCGACAAAUAUACUAUUGGCCAUGACUGCCCAUUGCUGUGAAACACCUUAUUUGGACCUGCCUGGAUUGUCGGUGGCGCAAGUCACCUCUGACGAAACCAGCCAGUUUGCUACAACACGUUCAAGUACUGCAAACGCCAUUUCACCAGAUCGGAAUGGACCUCUUGGGUCCACUUCCUAUCUCUAUUAUGAGUAACCGCUGGGUUAUAGUAACUGCCAGCUCUCCCUCAUCUCCAACCCGCCAGAGUCAAGUUCGUCCCUUGGUCCGACCCUACGACACGUUAUAGAAGAACAAGUGUCCGAGGUCCUUCCUCUGGAACGGGCGCCUCAGCUCACCGCCCCAUUGACUUACGCCGACGCCGUCACACGACCACGACUGUUGAUCUUCCGGGCUCUGCCUCCGACGCCUAGCCCUGCUUUUACCGCCACGUCGCCACGACCUCCAGCCCAUUGAGUAAUUAAUCUCUGGCGCACACAGGACAAUCGGCGCAUCUGCCAUUCGUGCGGUAUUCCUAGACACGUUGUACGCCUAUGCCGCCGCCGUCCACUUUAUCCGCGUGACAACCCACGCACAGCCGCGUACGACCGUCCAUUGUCUUACGCUCCAGGCAGCGAUUUACCCCUUCCCCGCCCAAGCCUUCGCCCAGUUUCCGACCGCCGUUCUCCUUCUCCUCGUCAUCGCUCGCUCUCCCCGAUGCGUCGACGUCCCUCUACUGCUGACACAGAAAACUAAGUGGCGCAGUUCCCGUGGCAAGAAAUGCGUCAUCUUCACAACGCUCAAGCCCUCUUCUUUCACCGCCCAACGUUAUUGAUGUUGCUGUUGAAGGUGUCUCUGUGCUUGCCCUCAUUGACUCAGGUGCCGCCAUAUCUGUAAUUGCCGAAAAACUAUGCCACUCAAUACGAAAAGUCAUGAUACCUUUCUUUGGUCUUUUACUCCGCACGGCCACAGCACAGCAUGUUCAGCUGGUGGCUGCGUGCACUGCCAGACUUGAAAUUCAAGGAGUGCUCUACUCAGUCGAGUUCGUCGUUCUUCCUCACUGUUCCCACAAUAUUAUUUUAUGUUGGGACUUUCUCUCCCAACACCAAGCUGUCAUUGAUUGCUCCCGUGCAGAAGUCGCCUUCUCUUCGCUUGGCAAUUCCAAUAUCUGAUGACGUUUCGCUUUCCUGCACCAAGUUGUCCCUCACUGACGACAUCCAUAUACCUCCGCACGCAUCCAUUCCGACACCUGUAUCCUGUUUCGUUGCCUCCGGCUCUACCGUACUCUUCACGCCUUCUAGUGUUUUCAUUCACCGCCACCUCUCACCACUCCCAACUGCGCUGCUUAGCCUUCAAACUGGUGCUACUCACCUUCCUAUACACAACCACUUCCUAUUCCAGAUUACGUUGCUUCGUGGUGAAUCUCUCGGCACUGUGGAGCCUUACGACACCAUUACCAUAUUGGAACUUCCUGUUAGAUCGUCAGAGGUCAACACCCUCUGCUGUAGUCCCGUACCUGCCACAUCGCCUGAAGACGUCUUUAGCCACAUGAUCGACAAUGCCUUAAGCCCCAUGCAACGCCAUGACCUUCUCCGUCUCCUCGAGAAAUUUCACCCUACUUUUGACAGCCAUAGCACUUCUCUGGGCCGAACGACGACUGUAUGUUACCGUAUUGGCACCGGUUCUCACUCACCAUUACGACACCGAUCCUACCGCGUAUCGUCGACAGAACAACGUGUCAUUGAUGAGCACGUAGGUGACAUCCUAAAGCGCGGUGUCAUUGAACCAUCCGAGAGCCCGUGGGCAUCGCCAGUUGUUUUAGUUAAAAAGAAAAAUGGCUUGAUCCGCUUUUGCAUGGAUUACCGUCGCCUAAACAAAAUAACCCGAAAGGAUGUUUAUCCAUUGCCGCAGAUCGACGACGCCCUCGACAGCUUACAAGGCGCAGAGUUCUUUUCCUCCCUCGAUCUACGCUCUGGUUAUUGGCAGGUGCCUAUGGCUGCAGAAGAUAAGCCUAAAACUGCUUUCAUCACACCAGAUGGCUUAUAAGAAUUUCGUGUGAUGCCAUUCAGACUUUGCAACGCGCCCGCGACUUUUGAGCGGAUGAUGGACACUAUUCUUCGAGGCCUCAAAUGGAACACGUGCUUGUGUUAUUUGGAUGAUGUAGUAGUGAUCGCACCAGAUUUUUCUACUCACCUUCAUCGCUUGGAGCAGGUUUUACGCUGCCUGAGUGACGCUGGCCUCCAACUAAACCUGAAAAAAUGUCACUUUGGGGCAAGCAAGCUGGCAGUUCUCGGACAUGUUGUGUCGAAGGACAGCAUUCUCCCUGAUGCUCCGUGACGGAAUUGUAUAUCGCCGUAACUACAGUUUCGACGGCCACAAAUGGCUGCUUGUAAUACCUCGGCAGCUCCACAUUGAUGUAUGCGCCGCUUUACACGCCGACUCUCAGUGCGCACAUGCUGGUCUCUUCAAGACCUACACCAGACUACAUAUUAGGUUUUAUUGGCAUCGUAUGUACACAUUUGUGCAAAAGUACAUUCGCUCUUGCACAGAAUGUCAACGCCGGAAGCCUGAUCCUUGCUGCCCUUCUGGACCAAUGCAACCUUUGCCGUGCCCUUCGCGACCCUUUGACCAGGUUGGGAUAGACCUAUACGGGCCUCUGCCAUACACAGCAGCUGGCAAUCACUGGGUCAUUGUAGCUAUAGACCAUCUCAUGAGGUAUGCAGAAACGGCCGCUCUGCCAGCCGCGACGGCUCGUGACGUUGCCUCCUUCAACGCUUCAUUCUACGUCAUAGCGCUCCCCGCGAACUCCUGAGCGACCGUGGCCGUGUCUUUCUCGCCGAUGUCAUUCAAGAACUUCUCGCUGAAUUCCACAUUAUUUAUCGCUGUACCACCGCAUAUCACCCGCAAACAUACGGAUUGACAGAGCGCUUUAACCGAACUCUUGGCGACAUGCUUUCGAUGUAUGUCGCCUCCAACCACACCAACUGGGACCUCAUCCUUCCCUGUGUCACGUACACCUACAAUACGGCACCCCAGUCAAUGACGGACUUUUCUCCCUUCUUUCUUCUAUAUGGCCGCGAACCAUCAUUUCCCAUUGACACUAUUCUUCCUUGCCGUCCCAACUUAUCAGAGGAUACACCGGUUUCCGAAGACGCCCGGUAUGCAGAAGAAUGUCGGCAACUAGCUUGUUCCCUUACAACGCCAAGAACAAGCCCUACAGAAAUUUUGUCGUGACGAUGGGCGCCCCCCCACCAGUUUUCGCCUGACGCUCUCGUUUGGUUGUGGGUGCCUCCUACUUCGACUCCAGGUGUCUCCUCCAAGUUUGUAUCCCGAUACCAUGGGCCCUACCGGGUUCUGCAGCAAACUUCUCCAGUGAACUACGUCAUCGAACCUCUGACGCCCCCUACGGACCUGUGUCCCCGAGGCCGCGAAACUGUGCACGUAGAUCGGCUCAAGCUGUAUCACGAGCCCUUCAUCCUCACGACGCCUUAGGCCUCCUGUGCGGCUCCGUCUUCAGCGAGCAGGGAAGUUGUAAGGAAGAAGAAGUGCGCCGUGCAGAGCUCCGCAGCCGGAUCGCCAAUGCUACUGAAGUGGGGCUCCGGCUAGACGCUGUUCCUGGUGUGACUGGCUGAGCCUACGCUGCUGCGUCUUCUUGUCCGCGUCCCUCAGGUUGUCCACUGCUGUGUCAGACUUCUUUGCCAUGUAGCAACUAACUAUCUUACUCGCCACACUGAAACAAAGGCUACCCAGAGAGGCACAGCAGCAGAGGUGGCUCGAUCUUUCAUAGAGAAUGUUGUCCUGAGACAUGGUGCACCUACCGCAGUCGUAACAGACCAUGUAGUGGGACGGUUACGACUAUGGUAGGUGUAGUGAACAGUCCGUGUAGUGGGACUGGGGGAAUGGGGAAUGAAGAAGACAUCUUUGUUGUGUGGUUUUUCAACAGGCUGUUCCGCCGUCUUUCUCAGCGUGUUGUUGUCUCUUGUUCGUGUUGAACCGCGACAAUAUGAUGCAAGUUCGAUUCUGCACAGCACCAGGGAUAUUUGUAAAGGAUUGAUUUUUUACAUUGAUGAGUGCCACACAUACCCACUGGCACAUACCCAAUGACCAACGUUGGCAUCAAAGAGGUUCAUGGAAGAGCAACAUAUCUACUGUCAUAUAAUCAAAGACCCAGAUUCUUCAGCACGGAAACACGGUGCUGAGCCCAUUAAACCAGUGACUCAAGUUGGCUAGAAAAUGGUUAGAGACAGUGAUAGCUACCGAAAAGGGAGUAACGUAUCCUAAGAAUGCCAAUCGAAUUAAAAGGUCAAGCAGUAGCUGGAAAAAAUGUUGUCGGUGCUUUGUCUGGCACCUAAAGCUUCUUCUGGUGUUCAGGUUUUGGUAUGUGUAAAACAUGUGCCAACCGGACUCUUUACACAGGUGCAUUCAGCAGUAUUGCAGCUUCAGAGCCCUAUCUGAGCAAUCCGGUAACUUCAAAGAGUACAAGUGCCUUCCCACCAAGCCUCCAGAGCUGCGUAACGAAAUUUAGGGAAGAAGAUAGCCAGAAUAGCAACAGCUAGCAGGGCGUGUUUUGCCCGACAGCAUGCUGCCACAGGCAUUCUCACUAUCGCCUGCCAAGCAGGAGCCUCCACAGUUGCAGCCGUGGUCACCGCCACAGUCCUCUCUUUUCCAGCUUUGCAGCAGUUAGAUUGUGUUUUGUUGAGAGCUAAUGUCAGCGAAUCUGGCCAGCAUCCACUAUUUGCCCUUUGCACUACAUUCUCGUAUCUGGGUCCUACUGUCAGCUUCAUAUUUGAAUUUCAAAGAGAAGUGUGUUGGCCCAAUUGCUAGUAAAUAUAGUAAGUGAGGGAACUUGAGCAAGUUUGUUAUUUGCAAAACAAGUAAGCACGGCGCACACGACAGAGGUGUAAUGGUCUACAUUCUAUAUUGUGUUUCUUUGUUGUACUUUUAUUUAUUUAGCUUUUUUAUGCAUGUGGGCAUUCAGUCACACGCAUGCAGGCACACACAUGAAUUCUCUCCCUUUCCAGCCCACUGGGCAUAAGGCAGAAGUGAAGAAAACUUUCACAUAUAAAAUGUCUUGUGCACUGUUUUAUCCUUGCCACAUGCUUUCAUUCUCACCCAUAUACCAGGUGUUUCUGAGAAGAAUAUUAGUAAUUUUUUUAAAUUGCCUGUCGCAGAUAGUAGCAAAAUUCUAGAACUUGAGGUGGUCUACUCGAAGAGGCAGACAUGCACGUUGCAGUAUUUACAUUGGGACCCCUUCCUGUAUACAACUGUUCUUAUACUAAUGUAGUUAUCAAUAAAAUUAAAUUGAGAGAUCAAAAUGGCAUAAUCAACUAAUUAACAAGAAUUCAGUGAUUAUAUUUUCAAUCAAUCACAUUAUGGCAAAUAUUGCACUUUAUGUAUAAACUGUAGCCGGUCAGACUGCAAAGCAUAUCUACUUAAGAAUUCUAUGGGUGUCACCAUAUUGACAUAUGUCUGAUCAAACUUGCGGUAAAAAUGCACUCAUUUUAAUUACUUUUUUUAAUAAAAUUCCACUUUAUGCAUUGAGGCACAAGAGUAACUCGACUGCCAAUGUAUUUCUUCGCAAAGUUCAGGAAAUAAUAUGUUGAAAUUGGUGUCAUCCUGAAAAUUCAUUUCAAUUGAAUCUGCCUUGUAAACUAACCGGUUUCAAUUUUGAAAUGGCAAUAUCUGCUGUAAGAUUUUUGUUUUUCUGUUUCUUUAUUCUGUAUUGUUUAUCUCAGUGCCUGCGAACAGCUGUAUAGCUUUGGUGACAGGUCACUAGUACAUAAAAAAGCAUGAACAUAACAAAAAAUGAACACAACAGCAUUUCUACCAAUAUCGCACACUAAAGUAGAUAUACAAGGCAUAAGUGUUUAAGAAAAUUAAGAAAUAGAUGUGCUUGAGAAAUAAUUAGUUGAAAACUCAGAAAUGUUUUGUUAUUUUGCCGAUUAUGCAUUUUGAUUUCUUGUGCAAAUAAUGUCCACCUGUAUGAGCUGUCCAGCUCAAGGAUUAGAAUUGUGCUAUCUGCCACCGGUGAUUCCUGAAGAUUGAUAAAAGUCUUUGCAGGAACGCCCAGUAUAUGAGCCGGCCAUUGUUUGGGGUGACACGUGAUAUCAUUGCAGUAUCUGAUUCGAGCUUACAUUUCAAACCCAUUCCUGAAAGCCAUAUUUUUUCAAUAUGUAUUUGUGUAACAUGUCUUGUAAACCUCUUGUUUUCGUUGGUGUAGAAUAAAUGUUAAAGUUUUAUAGGCUUUAAUGCUAUGGAGAUGUUUCUCCUAUGCGACCCUGUAGAUUCGCUCUGUCGUUCUACAGUUAAAUUUGCUAUGGUCUUGGGUAUAUGUGUACCUUCUGUGUUUUGUCAACAUGCUUGCAAUGUGAACGUAGACUCUGACUUUGCCUUGUAUACGGCUUUACCAUCAAUCCUCUUGCAAUCACAUGUAACACUUAACACACUUUAAUGAUGUCCUGCGUGGUCUUAUAGCUGGCCAUUUGACAUCAUGGGCUUUCGUUCAUCCAAAAGUAUCAAUUUGAGCUUAAUAUAUGCUUACACACGUUCGUUAGCAUAAACUACCGUGAAUUGGCAAAUUUAAGAAGUUGACAGCAUCAUUCUUAGAGGAGCAAAUAUUGACUGUUUCAAAUAUGGAUUAAAUACACAUAAUAAGUAUAGAAUAUUUGAGCAAAUAUGAAAUAUUAAAAUGUGAACGCAUAUAUUUACAGCAAGAAUGUUUAUUUCACUGUAAUUAGGUAAUAUGGAUUUGUUGACACGUGCAGGUAAGACAGCUAUCAGGGACAAAGGAUCGGUUUAAAUAUAAAAUCGAUGAUUGUCACUAGAUAUGCUGCACAAAUAACAUUACAUCUUUGGAGCCUUGCCGUAAACAACUUUUCUAAAAACGAGCAACUGCUGUAUGACUAGCUUUCCAAAAAUGUGAAAUAAAUGGUUGGCAAUUGCUUGUAGUAGUGCAAUGAGAAAAGAUGGCGAAAUCCAACACACAUGUUGGAAUUUAUGUGAAACAAAGAUUUAGUAAAGCAGUUGAUGAAAUGCUUUACAAUUAUUGGCAACACAAGUAGUUUUGUUGCUUUCAUCCUAUGCUACAUGUAAUCUCAUGGAAUGUUUGUCAUGUAGGUUUCCACUGCAAAACGAAAAACAAAGCUUGUAUUGCCCAUUUUGUUUCUGCAUUGCUUUAAAAACUUGCUGUCUGACUUCGUAUAAUUUACGAUCGUUUGUCUUACAACUUCACACAAAAACUGAAAAAGAAAGUGUAUAUAUAUAUAUAAGGAGGUGAGGGAUAUUACACAGGCUUCUGUCUUAUCAACAUAGCUUUUUGUUUCAUAAACUGCCCCAUCCUGUAGGGUACGUUUAUACCAGCGAGAUCAUACUGAAAGUUCUCAACUGCCUCCGCACUUUCCCGGUAGUCUGUUGAAGUGCUUCUGCGCUUUUCCAAUACAUCUAAGUGCUUUUCCAACUCAUUUCAGACACCACUACUUCAUUGCAGUUAAUAGCAAAAACGGGAAUGAAGCGGCACGCUGAUUUUUGAUGUUUCAAUUGAGGUUAUUAACAUGCGACCGCUUAUUGCUUACACACGGCUUGUCCACUGUGAAAUGUCCUUAUACUAACAUGUAUUGUAAUUGCUAUCGUAAAUGUCCUCUGCAAGCCCAUUUAAUGACUCUGAGACACAUUUUUGGCUGCUCCAAAUGCUACUCCAAAAGGAGAUUGGCCAGUCAAUAAUAUCACUUGGUAUCGAAUUUUAAGGUGUUCAGAGGAAGUGAUGCAAUCCCAAUUAUGCUUAAUCUGGCUUCACAUAUAGUAGCUGUUUGCAUUGUGUAUUAUGUCAUAAUAGGGAAGUUUUGUUCUUUGAACUGCACUUGCUUUCAGUUUGUGCACAAGUGACAUUCAUUAAUUGUCAAUACCGUAGUACCACAUGGUGUACCUUGAAUCACUCUCUUAAUUUUUUUAAUGUUUGAGAGGUCAGUAAUGUUUACGUUGUUUUAGCAAACAUGUUUCAUGCACAAUAGUUGUAUGAAGGUGCCAUGUGUGUAUCAUUUUCUUGAUGUGUUUGUAGCAACCAUCAUUUGCUUUAUUCCAGCCUGUAUUGUACGCCUUUGCAUCCAAAAUAAAGGUUUUUGUUAUGGUGCUCCAUAAUCUGGAGUCAGCUUUAAGAAA
This is a messenger RNA of Dermacentor andersoni, 15901 nucleotides long. The record is from RefSeq and is a predicted model, not a curated record. Lineage: Eukaryota; Metazoa; Arthropoda; Arachnida; Ixodida; Ixodidae.